This is a messenger RNA of Strongylus vulgaris, 767 nucleotides long. Lineage: Eukaryota; Metazoa; Nematoda; Chromadorea; Rhabditida; Strongylidae. The record is from the annotation of a GenBank genome assembly.
AUGAAUGAGGCCGAAUUUGUCAAAGUUUUUGCAAAUUCUGCUUCAUUACCAUCCUCGUCCGCUAGUUCGUCUGAUGAUGAACCGGAAGCAGAAAACAACUCGGAGUCGGAUGAUAUGUAUUGCAAUACAGCAGAAAAGCUUCUUGAUACUUUGGUCGUCAUUCUUGCAGAUCUUCCUGUGAAGCUAGCAGCAUCUCAGAUAGUGCGGGGAGUUUUAACUCAGCGACAUCAACGUCAUGAUCAAUUCAAAUUGGAUUCUCCUGUCGAUUUGAUUCAUCCUAGUGAGAACACCAUGGCUAUCCACGUCGAAGCAGUCAAAUGCGUAAUUACAAUGCUCAGUUCUCAAUUGUACAAUGAUGCUGUAGUCAAUACUUCGGUCGUAUUUUCGUAUUUCAUCAGUGGUGCCUGUAGCAAGCGAGCGGCUGUUUUGACGAAAACACUUCUAAGGAACUACUUGACUCACAAUAGCGAAUAUCAUCCAUUGAAGAAAAGUGAGAGAGGAAGUAUUGUGCUUGGAAUAGCUUCCUCAUUUUGGUCAAUGGUGCAAGCUGCUACCGGCGGCGAAGACGAUUCUGUGGAGAUUCAAGAAUAUCCUGUAACUCUUGGUAGUUUGAGCAUUCUUCUUCUCCUCAACUUAGCGUGUCAUCAUCCAGCUAAAGGAUGUAAUCCUUUCAAGGAAACGUUGGCGUUGUUUCAAAAUUCUCAAGGUAAUAGUUUUCUCUGGUUUUUUAAAAGUAUGAAUUGGCUGUCUUUUAGAGGUAUCUAGUC